Messenger RNA from Orycteropus afer afer, 6304 nucleotides. The record is from RefSeq and is a predicted model, not a curated record. NCBI's taxonomy places the organism in Eukaryota, Metazoa, Chordata, Mammalia, Tubulidentata, Orycteropodidae.
GUAGCAUGGCGGACACCGACCUGUUUAUGGAAUGUGAGGAGGAGGAGCUGGAACCAUGGCAGAAGAUCAGUGAUGUCAUUGAGGACUCUGUAGUUGAAGAUUAUAAUUCAGUGGAUAAAACUACUACAGUUUCUGUGAGCCAGCAGCCAGUCUCGGCUCCAGUGCCCAUCGCUGCCCAUGCUUCUGUUGCUGGGCACCUCUCUACAUCCACCACCGUUAGUAGCAGCGGGGCACAGAACAGCGACAGUGCCAAGAAGACUCUUGUCACACUAAUUGCCAACAACAAUGCUGGAAAUCCUCUGGUCCAGCAAGGUGGACAGCCACUCAUCUUGACCCAGAAUCCAGCCCCAGGUUUGGGCACAAUGGUUACUCAACCAGUAUUGAGGCCUGUUCAGGUCAUGCAGAAUGCCAAUCACGUGACUAGUUCCUCUGUGGCCUCACAACCAAUAUUCAUCACUACACAGGGAUUUCCUGUAAGGAAUGUCCGGCCUGUGCAGAAUGCAAUGAAUCAGGUUGGGAUUGUGCUGAAUGUACAACAAGGCCAAACGGUUAGACCAAUUACUCUAGUCCCAGCCCCAGGUACUCAGUUUGUUAAGCCGACAGUUGGAGUCCCACAGGUGUUCUCUCAGAUGACCCCAGUGAGGCCAGGCUCCACAAUGCCUGUGAGGCCUACCACCAACACCUUCACCACCGUUAUCCCAGCCACUCUUACCAUUCGAAGCACCGUCCCACAGUCCCAGUCCCAGCAGACCAAGUCCACUCCCAGCACCUCCACCACUCCCACCGCCACACAACCGACCUCACUGGGGCAACUAGCUGUUCAGCCACCAGGCCAGUCCAACCAGACCUCGAAUCCCAAACUAGCUCCCUCCUUCCCCUCUCCACCUGCAGUGAGCAUUGCCAGCUUCGUCACUGUCAAGCGACCUGGGGUUACAGGUGAAAAUAGCAAUGAAGUAGCCAAACUGGUGAAUACCCUUAACACCAUCCCUUCCUUGGGCCAGAGUCCUGGGCCAAUGAUGGUAUCCAACAACAGCCCAGCUCAUGCCUCUCAAAGAACCAGCGGAACUGAUUCUUCAAUGAAAGUGACCUCUCCCAUUCCAGUGUUUGAUCUCCAGGAUGGUGGACGGAAAUCCUGUCCACGGUGUAACGCUCAAUUCCGUAUUACUGAAGCUUUGAGAGGUCAUAUGUGUUACUGUUGCCCAGAAAUGGUUGAAUACUUGAAGAAAGGAAAGUCUCUGGAUUCAGAACCCAGUGUCCCAUCAGCAGCAAAGCCCCCAUCCCCUGAAAAAACAGCUCCUGUUGCUUCCACACCCUCUUCCACACCUAUUCCUGCUCUGUCACCACCUACCAAAGUACCUGAGCCAAAUGAAAAUGUGGGUGAUGCAGUCCAGACCAAGCUUAUUAUGCUAGUGGAUGAUUUCUACUAUGGACGGGAUGGUGGCAAAGUAGCCCAGCUUACAAAUUUCCCUAAGGUCGCCACAUCUUUCCGAUGCCCACAUUGUACCAAAAGGCUAAAAAACAAUAUUCGAUUCAUGAACCAUAUGAAACACCAUGUAGAACUCGAUCAGCAGAAUGGUGAAGUGGAUGGUCAUACUAUUUGCCAACACUGUUAUCGCCAAUUUUCCACACCAUUUCAGCUCCAGUGCCACUUGGAAAAUGUUCAUAGUCCCUAUGAAUCGACUACCAAGUGCAAGAUCUGUGAGUGGGCAUUUGAGAGUGAGCCACUAUUUCUCCAGCAUAUGAAGGAUACUCAUAAGCCUGGAGAGAUGCCUUAUGUUUGCCAGGUGUGUCAGUAUCGCUCCUCACUCUACUCUGAGGUUGAUGUUCAUUUUCGGAUGAUCCAUGAGGAUACCAGGCAUCUGCUCUGCCCUUAUUGUCUGAAGGUCUUCAAAAAUGGCAAUGCAUUCCAGCAACAUUACAUGAGACACCAGAAGAGGAAUGUUUAUCACUGCAACAAAUGCCGGCUGCAGUUUCUCUUUGCCAAGGACAAGAUUGAACACAAGCUUCAGCACCAUAAAACCUUUCGUAAACCCAAACAGCUGGAAGGCUUGAAACCAGGCACCAAGGUGACAAUCCGGGCUUCUAGAGGGCAGCCACGAACUGUUCCUGUAUCUUCCAAUGAUACACCUGCCAGCGCCUUGCAGGAGUCAGCACCGCUGACCUCUUCAACAGACCCUCUGCCUGUCUUCCUUUAUCCCCCUGUCCAGCGCACCAUCCAGAAGAGAGCUGUUAGGAAAAUGAGUGCCAUGGGCCGCCAGACAUGUCUGGAGUGCAGCUUUGAGAUCCCAGAUUUCCCUAAUCACUUCCCCACUUACGUACACUGCUCUCUGUGUCGCUAUAGUACCUGCUGCUCUCGAGCCUAUGCCAACCACAUGAUCAACAAUCAUGUUCCAAGGAAGAGCCCCAAGUAUUUGGCUUUGUUUAAAAAUUCUGUGAGUGGAAUCAAACUGGCCUGCACGUCAUGUACCUUUGUUACCUCUGUGGGAGAUGCCAUGGCCAAGCAUUUAGUAUUCAACCCCUCACACAGAUCCAGCAGCAUCCUGCCGCGGGGACUUACUUGGAUAGCUCACUCAAGGCAUAGCCAGACCCGUGACCGAACACAUGACCGGAACUUGAAGAAUAUGUACCCACCUCCUUCCUUCCCUCCCAACAAAGCUGCCACUGUGAAAUCUACGGGGACCACCCCAGCUGAGCCUGAAGAGCUCCCAGCUGCCAAGGCCCAGGCACUCCCAUCACCAGCUUCAACUGCAACCCCACCACCCACCCCCACUCACCCUCAGCCUUUAGCCCUUCCCCCUUUGACUACAGAGGAGACUGGAUGUCUGAAUGUUGAUGACCAGGAUGGAGGGAGCCCAGUCACCCAGGAACCUGAGCCAGCAUCAGGUGGGGGUAGCAGCAGUGGAGUUGGUAAGAAGGAGCAGCUGUCUGUGAAGAAGCUUCGAGUAGUACUGUUCGCCCUAUGCUGCAAUACAGAACAGGCAGCUGAACACUUCCGAAACCCCCAGCGACGAAUUCGGCGUUGGCUUCGGCGCUUCCAGGCCUCCCAGGGAGAGAAUCUAGAAGGCAAAUAUUUGAGCUUAGAAGCAGAAGAGAAACUGGCUGAGUGGGUGCUGACUCAACGUGAGCAGCAGCUACCUGUAAAUGAGGAGACCUUGUUUCAGAAGGCCACCAAAAUAGGACGUUCUUUGGAGGGGGGUUUUAAGAUCUCCUAUGAGUGGGCUGUGCGAUUCAUGCUACGGCACCACCUGACUCCCCAUGCCCGGCGAGCUGUGGCCCACACCCUACCCAAGGAUGUGGCUGAGAACGCAGGACUCUUCAUUGAAUUUGUGCAGCGGCAGAUUCACAACCAGGACUUACCCUUGUCUAUGAUUGUGGCUGUUGACGAGAUCUCUUUGUUCCUGGAUACAGAAGUGCUGAGCAGUGAUGACCGAAAGGAGAAUGCCCUGCAGACAGUGGGCACGGGGGAGCCUUGGUGUGACGUGGUGCUGGCCAUCCUGGCAGAUGGCACUGUCCUCCCCACCCUGGUUUUCUACCGAGGGCAAAUAGAUCAGCCUGCUAACGUGCCCAACUCUAUAUUGCUAGAGGCAAAGGAGAGUGGCUACAGUGAUGAUGAGAUCAUGGAGCUUUGGUCAACCCGAGUGUGGCAGAAGCACACAGCUUGCCAGCACAGUAAAGGAAUGCUUGUGAUGGACUGUCAUCGCAAUCACUUGUCAGAAGAGGUACUGACUAUGCUUAGUGCCUCUAGCACUUUGCCUGCAGUGGUCCCAGCAGGCUGUAGCUCCAAAAUCCAGCCAUUAGAUGUAUGUAUCAAACGAACUGUCAAGAACUUCCUACAUAAAAAGUGGAAGGAGCAGGCUCGGGAAAUGGCAGAUACUGCAUGUGAUUCUGAUGUCCUGCUUCAGCUGGUGCUGGUCUGGCUGGGUGAAGUGCUGGGCGUCAUUGGGGACUGUCCAGAGCUAGUUCAGCGGUCCUUCCUUGUGGCUAGUGUUCUUCCUGGCCCUGAUGGUAACAUUAACUCACCUACAAGAAAUGCUGACAUGCAGGAGGAGCUAAUUGCUUCCCUAGAGGAGCAACUGAAGCUGAGUGGGGAACAGUCUGAGGAGCCCUCUGCUUCCACUCCCCGACCGAGAUCAUCUCCUGAAGAGACAAUUGAGCCAGAAAGCCUUCACCAGCUCUUUGAGGGUGAAAGUGAAACCGAGUCUUUCUAUGGCUUUGAAGAAGCUGACCUAGAUCUGAUGGAGAUCUGAGUGCUGGGCUGGGAGGGGGUGUGGCGUUGGGGUAGGAAUGUGUGGGAGAGGGUAGAGGGAUUUAGGGAAAAGGAAGUAUACCAGGGUGGGGUAUUUGAUUUAUAUUUUUAAAUUUUAUGCCACCACUCCGCUGAUGUUGACUUAUUCUUCUCUGUGGAUUUGUGUACUAUUAGAAAAACUGGUAGUAAUACGUCUGAGCUGAGGAGCUGGCCCACUUAUGCUAAAAACAGGUUUUUGUGACUUUAAAAAAAAAAAAAAAAUCAAAUCACUGUGUUUGGUAUUUUUCUGACAAAAUCAAGAAGAAAAAAAUCCUUCGUGGGUGAAUGUUAAAAGUUUUGAGUUUCCCCUCUUACCUCAAUUGUAUCAUAGUACUUCCGAGUUUUUUGUUUUACUGUGUGGCCAAUGUCUUUGGGCAUGAUGCUAUCUAACCAUUGUCAAUGUGAGAACAUUUCUGAAGACGGGAAAGACAAAUAUGUAGCUCAUAAACUGGUUUAUUAUAUAUAUAUAUAUAUAUAUAUAUAUAUAUGGGUAAAAAAAAUUCAUUGUGGUCUUAACACUUUUAUAUAAAAAUGAAAAUGGAAAAAAAAUCCCACUGAACUUUCUUUUCCUUCUCCUUUUCUUUCCUUCCCUCUCCAGAGAUGUUGGUUUCUGCAACAACUCUAGAUAUAAAAUUGUUGGCUUUAAAAAUGCAUGAAAUCACCUUUAAUCAUCCAGAAUGAUGAGUAGAUUCAUCUUUCCUCACCACUCUCCUCCCUCCCAACACAACAUAACCUUUGACCCCUUGUCCCUUCCCCCAUUCUCUCACCAUCGCUCUGGACAAAGGAUCAUACCUGUGUCAGUCAUUAGCAAGAAAGAGUAUUGAAGGGAUCAGUGUUAGGGUGAAAGCCAUUUCCAACUUAAAUGGGUCUUCAUCCUGCAAGCUCCCAGGGAUAAUCCCUACUUCGUUGAACUUUACCCUGUUCAGGGGACAAAAGAUCACAUGUCCUACAGCCAGGAGCUAAUUGUGCAAGAGGUCAAGUGUUGAACUUUAAAAAGACAAACUACUUGUUGAAGUCCUGCUUUUACCCUGUGGCUUUCCUAUAUUCCUCUUGGCGCUUAGAGGAGAAUCUCAUAUGAAGAAACACACUGGGGUGUGCAUAGAGAAAGACAUGAAUCUUUAUUUUUCACUGCCAGCUUCAAGGAAAGAAAAUUUUUUCUACAAUUUGCAUGUAAGGGAUUUUUUUAAAUUGUAUGUACUUACGGUUAUGAACUGAAAUGUACUGUAACAUACAGAGAAAAGGAGCAAAAAACGAAGGCCACCUUUCCCAUGGCUAUACCACUCUUCUGUCCAUCCUGAAGCUUUCAGCGUUUCCCUCCUGUGAGCCAAGGAAAGGCAACCUACAUAGGCUUGUAAAUUGUUCAUCUUUAAAAUGUACGUAAGUGGAACAUUUAAUAAAAUGAGGGGAAAUGGAUUUAUAAACAAUGUUUUUUCCUAGGUGACCCUGUUUAAUAGGCUUUCACAGACUGGGGGAUGUUCAAGAUGUGAUGGGCCUAGUGGUACAGGUGUGAUAUUUGUUAUCACUUGUUCCCCCACCACCCUGCCCUUUUUUUUUUUCAAUGCCCAGCACACUAUAAUAUAGUGAACUGGAGUGAUCGCUCCCAGAAACAGCUUGGUCAGCUUUGUGUGAAUCCAUGGCAUCUGAAAACUGAACCGAGGAUCAAUCUGGGCUUUUCCCCAGUUUUUUGCCUGAUGCCAUAAGGACUUUCAAGUCAACCCUUUGCCUUUGAGGAAGUUCAAGAACUAUUGCUUGGUCAACUCCAUCAACAAAGGACCUAAUCACUCUGGUAGUCUCCACAGCCUUAGCAGAGCUGGGUUCCUGGCCUCUGCACACUGUAUGACUUUCUUGUGGGUGGGUAAUUUUUUUACAGACCAUAAUACCAACAGUGGAUCAGCUGGGUUUUGGCCAGAAGUUACCUUUGUGGACUCUGCCUGCAUGGCUUAGUAGUAGAAGGAAGUUUUUUUGUUUUGUUUUUUUUUUAUAAUUCAGUUUAAUCAAUAAACCAAGUAUUUAUUGACU